GAGGAAACUCAUGAACCCGACCGAAGCCACUCUAUUUGACUUCAUUUGCUACCUUCCCAUCUCUUCAUCAGCGAGCGAUUAGCUCGAGGGAGUCUCUGCCGGCGACGGAGAUGGCGGUCGAUUCAUCGUGGCUGGUACAAGCUUUGAUCCUCCUCCUCACGUUGGCUGCCUUCUACGGCCUCCGAUCCUUUCCGAAGAGACUCACCACCCGCCUCCUCCGCCCCUCUUACUCCGUCCAGGCCCGCCGCCACUUCAUCGCCGGGGCCCAGCUCCUCUCCCGCGCCGGGGAAGCCCGCAGAAAAGGAGAUGAUAGCGCCGAUGCCCUCGCCCGCUCGGCCUGCGACGAGGCCGAACGAGCCAUCGCCCUCGACCCCCGCGACGCCGCCCCCUACGUCCUCAGCGCCCUCGCCCUUGACCUCCUCGGCCUCCACCUUCCCGCCCUCCGAUCUCUCGACGCCGCCCUCUCCCCUCCGGCUUCCAGGUCUCUCGAACCCCGUGAGCGCGGCGACGCCCACUUCAAGCGCGCCGAGCUCCGCCUCGCCGUCGACCGCCGAAAACACCUCGAUCCGGCCCUCGCCGACCUCCUCGAGGCUGUGCGGCUCAACCCCGAGAACGCCAAAGCCUUCUGCCUCCUAGGCGAGUGCUACGUGGAAAAGGGUUUGCCGGAUGAGGCGAAAAGGGCUUACGAGACUGCGAUCGGGAUCGACGACUCACUUGUCGCUGCCGAUGAGGCUCUCCGGAAAAUGUCCGCCACAGAGGUUGGAUCUUGAUCGUCUCUGUUCCUCGAUUACCAAAAACUCCAUAUUUUCCCUGAUUUAUCAUUGUUGGUUUCCAUCAGUACUCAGCCUUCACAACAUCUUUACUCUGUUCCUCUCUAUCCUUAGUAGCAUAAUCUGCAAACCCUAACUCUAAAAAAUCAAGAAACAAUGCAAGCGCCUUGUAUCUUGGUAUAUAUUUUCAGCUUCUCGAUGAUAAAAAUUAUGUGCCUUUUUUGUU
Messenger RNA from Zingiber officinale, 996 nucleotides. RefSeq lists its product as uncharacterized. Gene Ontology annotation, molecular function: protein binding. The record is from RefSeq and is a predicted model, not a curated record. The transcript has a single exon. Lineage: Eukaryota; Viridiplantae; Streptophyta; Magnoliopsida; Zingiberales; Zingiberaceae. Bases 111 to 770 code for a protein of 219 amino acids.